AUGCGAGAUGGAGCGCUUCCUUCAGAGGCAGAUGGGACACAGACGGGCGCAAUAGAUAUUGCGGCGAGGAGGUUGCCCGACUUUGUGUCGGUCACUCGUGGGCCGGGCAUGCGCAGUAAUCUCUUUACUGGCCUUGAUACUGCAAAGGGACUCGCUGUCGCAUGGCAGAAACCUCUCGUUGGAGUACAUCACAUGCAAGCUCAUGCCCUCACACCACGCAUGGUCAGCGCCCUCGAAGCCCACGUCGAGCAGAAAGAUCCGUCCGCCGAAACAGUCCUUCACGAUCCGACAACGACCGAACUUCCUCCCAAGUUCCCAUUCCUAUCGGUUCUUGCAUCUGGAGGCCAUACGUUGCUCAUACACUCGGCGUCCUUGACAGACCAUCGCGUUCUAGGCUCUACAAAUGACAUUGCUAUUGGGGAGUGUUUGGACAAAAUAGCACGCGUCGUACUGCCUGCAGAGAUAAUGCAGACAUCGAAGAGUACUAUGUACGGAGCGCUUCUAGAAGCGUUUGCUUUACUAGACAUUCCACGAACACGGCCAACACCUGGCGACUCAUCCACAGCUGUUUCAACCCCAUCUGUGCAUACUGCCAAGACCUACCUAGAAACCUUCGGCUGUCAAUACAGCUGGUACGAGGUGCCGGUGAACCAUGAAGACGCGAUGCGGAAGAGCGCAACCAAAUGGGGCUGGGCUCUCAACCGACCACUGACCAAGGCAGGUGGAGGGGUCAAAAUCAACAGUCUCGAGUUGAGCUUUUCCGGCAUUACCACAAUGGUUGAGCGCAUCGUUCGAUUUGGCAUGGAUCCGGCGACAAGAAAAUUCAACAAAGUCGAGAGGGCGGCUGUCGACGUCAGCAUCGAAGAACGGAAAGAUCUAGCACGUGAGACUAUGCGUGCUGCGUUUGAACAUGUCGCUUCGCGGGUGGUUCUAGGCCUGCAAUCUCAACAGGACAUCGUACAUGCACCCGCAGUUGUCAUGGCUGGUGGUGUGGCCGCCAACUUAUUUCUUCGACACAUAUUAGCAAAGACGCUUUGCGCCCAUGGGUUUCCGGAUGUUGAACUACAUUUUCCGCCACCCAAGUUUUGCACCGACAAUGCUGCAAUGAUAGGAUGGGCUGGCCUCGAGAUGUUCGAAGCCGGCUACCUCGCUCCACUCAGCAUACGGGCAAUACGCAAAUGGCCGCUGGAUAAGCUCUUAGAUCCUCCGUCGGAUGGGUGA
This is a messenger RNA of Alternaria arborescens, 1221 nucleotides long. RefSeq lists its product as hypothetical. Lineage: Eukaryota; Fungi; Ascomycota; Dothideomycetes; Pleosporales; Pleosporaceae. The coding region runs from base 1 to 1221 and encodes 406 amino acids. The record is from RefSeq and is a predicted model, not a curated record. Gene Ontology annotation, biological process: mitochondrial tRNA threonylcarbamoyladenosine modification. The transcript is spliced from 3 exons. Gene Ontology annotation, cellular component: mitochondrion.